CAACAAAAGACGUCUCUGACCCGACACACAAUCGCCACGGCUGGCUGCUCUGCUUCUGCGUGCCCAGCAUCACUGCAAGCUCCAAAUCACGGUCCGGACAUGGCUUCUCACGAGUCCCACCCCUGCUCCGAUAUCUGACAAGCUCCCGAUUGAACCGACCCGUCGUUACUCCGUACUUUGCAUCAGAUGCGGCCGGCGUGUGCAUCAACGUUGGCCUUCGUAUCCUGCGCCUAACUAAGCCUCAGGAUGACCUCGUCGACCACACGGAACCUGAGGCGCUACGAUCCCGUGCACAACCAGAAUCCUACCCCCUACUACGGUGCUUAUUAUUCCGAGGAGAAGCUCUGGGACAGAUUGUUCCAGCCCAGCGUCCUCUUCCCCGCCCUCGUGCUCCUGGCCACGGUCGUCUACCAGCUCGCACAGAACCGAGCAGCCGCCCGCGGCCGACAGCUACCCCCCCUGGGCGACCUCAUCUGGGACGGCAUCGUCUUCGUCUGCCCGGCUGGCCUGCUCUACGCCGUCGACCAAUGGGUUAACCCCCCCUUGGUUCCGAUACCCAUGCUUCAACCACAGCCCACAACCCACGCCGCCAAGAGCGAUGUCCUCCGCAAGAUCCUGCGAACCGACCAAAACGGUGGCAUAGUCGCCUCCGUGUCCGAGGCUGGCCGGCGCACAUUGUCCAAAACCUUCUCGGGGCCCAGGGGCAAGUCGGACCAGCCCGCCGGCUUGGGGAACUGGGACAACUCCUGCUUCCAGAACAGCAUCUUGCAAGGCCUGGCCUCUCUGAAACACCUCCCUCGUUACCUCAGCGGCGCCAGUGCCUCCGGGCAGCCGCCAGCCAUAGACAAGACGACCACUGCCGGGACAUUGUGGUCUUUUAUCGCCGAAUUGAACGACACAUCCAACAAUGGCAAGACAUUGUAUACCCCAGGCGUCCUCAAGAACAUGAGCACGAUACAGCAACAAGACGCGCAAGAGUACUUCUCGAGGCUGGUCGACCAGAUUGACAAGGACAUAGAAAAGACCGCUAAGGCCGCCUGCCGACAAGCUGGUUUCGAGGCAGACCUCAACAAGGACGACACCGCUGCCAGUCAGCACAGCGACGACAGCGGCUACCAGAGCCUGCCGAUGCUCUCCAAGGCCGGCUCUGAGCUGGUCACGCUUCGGAACCCCCUCGAGGGCCUAUCGGCCCAGCGCGUCGCAUGCAUGUCAUGUGGCUACUCCGAGGGUCUCUCCAUGAUCCCUUUCAACUGCCUCACCCUGAAUUUCGAGGUCGGCAUCGCGCACUAUGACCUUUUCGAGCUGCUCGACAACCUCGUGCGCCUCGAACCUAUCCAAGGGGUGGAAUGCGUCAAGUGCACCCUUCUCGAAUACCGGAAGGGGCUCCAGCGCCUGUGCAAGACCGUGCCCGCGGCAGCAGCCAGGUUACAGGCCAUCGAGGAAGUCCUCGAGGACGAGGAUUUUGAUGACAAGAUCCUGAAGAAGCUCAAGAUCCCCGACUCGCAGAAGGUCAGCUCGACCAAGACCAAACAGGUUGUGAUAGGGAGACCCCCGCCGAGCCUGGUGAUGCACAUGAACCGCUCCGUCUUCGACCCGAGUACCUUCAGCUCAUACAAGAACCUCGCGGCGGUCGAGUUCCCCAAGACAUUGGACCUGGGCCCUUGGUGUAUCGGCAGUGCCGAGGGAAGGUCGGCCGCCUCGGCUGCAGUCGCGAACAAGUCAGGGGGCGACUAUUCCCAAGAAACUGCCUGCGAUGAGGAGAGGUGGGUGCUCGACGCGAGAGCGUCCAUGGUAGCGGGCGACGCGCACCCGUCCAAGAUCUCAGGGCCAAUUUACGAGCUCAGAGCUGUAGUGACCCACUACGGGAGGCACGAGAAUGGCCACUACGUAUGCUACAAGAGAGGUAACACAGGUUUGGACGACGUCGACAAGACGGAUGAUGAACUAGAAGAUCUGGGUUCACCACCAAACCUGGUGGGAGAGGACAACACCACCCACGAAGUCGACGGUGCCAACGACGACGGCAGCGCCGCAGACGAAGCGAGAACCCCGCCAGAGGAUAUGGAACAAGAGCCAUAUGACGACGACCCAGGUUCCAAAUGGUGGCGCCUCAGCGACGAGACCGUCUACAAGGUCGACGAGGAGCAAGUCCUCCAGCAGGGCGGGGUCUUUAUGCUGUUCUACGACUGCGUCGACCCCAACUCCGUCCUGGUCGGCGCUCCCCAAGGGCCCACCGAGCCCAACAAGGCCGUGGAGGAGUCCGUUGUCGUCGAGAAGGACCCGCAAGGUGCCAGUCCGGCAAAUCUGUUUGGGAUCCUCUCGGAUGGGUAGGGCUCAUGGGGGAUCGUGUCGUAUCUGGGAGGAGCUAUGACCUCCCUGAAAAAGCUAACUAUUGGCAACCAGAAGAAUCGAAACUGCUGCGAGAACAGUCAGUCAGGACGAGGGGCUUGGGUUUUGCAUAGCGUUGGCGUUGGACAGGUCUAGGUCCCGCACGAUUUGCGGCAGGGGCCGCCAUUGCCGAGAGUUUGUCUCGAGCCAAAGCGGACAGACAGAUACUGUUGACCAUGUUUAUAUCAUAUUUUGUCGGGGUGUCCCGGGAGUCUGGAGUCAUCCCGACUGGUGCUUGCGGUUUUCCCAUUUAAUUAUUACCACUAUGGAGAACAAGAGGGGGAGCGAAUGCGGAUGCAAAAUCACAGUUGCUGGUGCCUCCUUUUUUUCCCUCUCUUUACUCGCUGAUUACUUUGGUCACUACCGUGAAACAAAUACGGCCACUUUGGAUAAGAAGGAUGCUAUUCAUUAUGCAGGCAGAGGUCUGAAUUCAAGAAUAUGCAGCGUGCACAUGCCGCUUGCGCCUACUUGA
Messenger RNA from Diaporthe batatas, 2860 nucleotides. Its product is annotated as ubiquitin-specific protease UBP1. Gene Ontology annotation, biological process: protein deubiquitination. Bases 247 to 2331 code for a protein of 694 amino acids. The record is from RefSeq and is a predicted model, not a curated record. The transcript has a single exon. Gene Ontology annotation, molecular function: cysteine-type endopeptidase activity; cysteine-type deubiquitinase activity. Gene Ontology annotation, cellular component: nucleus; cytosol. NCBI's taxonomy places the organism in Eukaryota, Fungi, Ascomycota, Sordariomycetes, Diaporthales, Diaporthaceae.